Solea senegalensis (Senegalese sole) is the source of this 1759-nucleotide messenger RNA. It is a transcript of the gene cisha, whose product is annotated as cytokine inducible SH2-containing protein. Lineage: Eukaryota; Metazoa; Chordata; Actinopteri; Pleuronectiformes; Soleidae. Gene Ontology annotation, cellular component: phosphatidylinositol 3-kinase complex. The record is from RefSeq and is a predicted model, not a curated record. Gene Ontology annotation, molecular function: 1-phosphatidylinositol-3-kinase regulator activity. Gene Ontology annotation, biological process: phosphatidylinositol phosphate biosynthetic process; intracellular signal transduction. The transcript is spliced from 3 exons. Bases 702 to 1382 code for a protein of 226 amino acids.
CCUGGGAGCGAGCGGCAGUUCAGCGAAGGCUGGAGCGGUAUGAGGAACUGUGUUAGACACGCAGAGCCGCCGCUAACGCUCCGUGAGCCGAACGUACCACACAUAACGAGGGUCGGCGGCGGUUGAAACAAGGUGGAAAUGGUGAAAAUGAGCGUGGUUUUGUGAAAGAAGAUGUCACAGAGUAGCUCGGCGAGCUGGCAUGUCACGGACGGAGCCGCUCCACCGGCGCGCGGCGGUUGGUGCGGCCGCUGUGACGUCAGAGGCGCCGGUGCUGCGAACAGUUCUCAGAAUAGACUUCUAGGAAACAGUAAAUUUUAAAAGCCCAGCCUUUACACUCUGUCCUUCACACAUUUAGAUCCCGAUCUGGCGACACAACACACUCCAAAGAGCUGCUCCACACGCUGAAGCUUUUCUCUGCGUAUAUUUGUUUUUAUGAGCAUUAUUAAUUCCUGUUUUUCCAGUGUUUGGUCGUGUUUACUGUAACUGCGCUCGGAACACAGGAGCUGCUCUCUGGAUACGCGGAAAUUCGCGUUUCUUCGCGUUUUUUUCUAUUUAUUGCUAUUGGGGAAAAAGGCAUUUUCACCCUGAACCGAAAGCUGGAUUUUCUUUAGUUUUUACCUCGCGCUCUUCUAUAUGUUAGUUUGUUCUGUGAAGUCACAGCAACCGGAUUUUUCUUUAGCCAAGAGGAUUCAUCAAAUAGUAUGAUUCUUUGUGUACCGAGUCCUAGGUCUCUUCUGCCCAGUGCUCUGUCCGCUGAAGCCCCACAGGGUAUGCGGGCUGGAACUAUGCCUCCCAACUCCUGCCUUCAAAGUGCCCCUCCAGUCUGGGACCCUGCAAAGGACCUGCGUGCCAUCGCCAGCAACUUCUGCUAUCUAGAAAAUUCAGGAUGGUACUGGGGAGCCGUAACUGCGGCACAAGCACACGCUGCACUUCAAGAGGCGUCUGAAGGAGCCUUUUUGGUGCGGGACAGCAGCCAUCCCAUGUACAUGCUGACCCUCUCGGUCCGGACCGCGCGGGGCCCCACCAGUAUCCGCAUCCAGUACAGCGGCGCACAGUUCUUGCUCGACUCCAGCUCCCCGGCCCGGCCCAGCCUGUCGUCCUUCCCCAGCGUGCCCAGCCUGGUGCAGCACUACAUGGGGCAGGAGAAGAAAGCAGAGGAGGGGAAGGUGGAGAUGGAGGCCCCGUCAAAACCCUCCCAGCAGACAAUCCAGGAGUCGUCCGUGGUACUCAAACUGAAGCGGGCCAUGUACAAGCCCAGGGGCCUCCCCUCUUUACAGCACCUCACACGCCUCGUCAUUAACAGACACUCUGAAUGUCCUGACCAGCUACCACUCCCGAGGCCUCUGACACGUUACAUCCAGGACUAUCCCUUCAAGGUAUAAGCGUCUCCUCCAGGUCAUCGUUGUCUUGGCCAUGUUGCAGCUGACUCUAAAGACAAACUACACUACAAGAAUGGGGAAUUCCAACUGGACACAAGGGUCAUAUUUUUUUCACCGAAGAAAUAUGUACAAUUUCAGUUAAAAAUUGUCACGACUGGUUUGGGACUGUCGAAGACUGAGUGGCGAAGUGUUCCAGAAAGAGGCGACCUGUGCGAAAACCCAGUACUGUAAUGUACUCUUAUUUUAUGGUGGAUGUGGAUAUCGUCCAUAUCUAUUGAACUCUGAUCAGUUUUGAAUGUACAUAUUAUUUCCAGGAUUCCAUUGAAGACAUAAUUUUAAACCGUUUUAUUUUCUCAGUAAAACAUUUUUUCUACCUUUUA